AGGAACGCAAGACAAAGUGCUAACAAGAAAAAUAUCUCCGCAGAAGAGAGGCAGAAAAAUAACGCACGUCGAAUGAAGUCUAGACAAAAUAUAGCACCACAAGAGAGGCAAGAGAUGAAUGCCAACAGAAGAGCACGGAGGCAGAGCAUACCUGAAUAUGAGAGGCAGGCGCUGCUAGCUAAGCGCAGGGCAAAUGCCAUGGCAAGGCGGAACACCCCUUGUGCCGAUUCGAUCGCAAUGCCGUGCCCAAAUGCAGCUUCUUUGGCAACGGGAAACCUCGCCAAAGAGGGAGAUGCUUCACCUCCUAUCUCUCCUUCAUGGAGCACGUCGGACUACACCAUUGGAACCGAAGAUGACAAAGAGGCCUUCCUUAGUAGACUCAUGGACGAGAAUGCUGUCCCCGACGACCUCAUGGACGACGAGUACUACCUAUAUGAUGCUGAAGGUUCUAGCGCUGAUGACACGGACCUCCAUGAGCCGACGGACUCGUCUGACAUGGGUUCUAUCGAUCCUUUCGACUUUGUGUACUCCAACCUCCCAGAGAGCACACACAUACUGAAGAAAGUCCCGAAUUGCUUACACUGCAAGGCCAAGAAGUUUGAGCGUGAGACCGAUGGCUUCUGUUGUCGAAAUGGACAGAUAAAGCUAGCUGAAUCAGAACCAAUCCCAGAGCUGAUGAGGUUAUGGUCUAGCGCGGAUGCGGACUCUCGACAUUUUCGGGAGAGCAUCCGAUUCUUCAACGGCCACUUCGCCUUCACAACCCUUGGUGUCAACCUUGACAACAACUGCACGAACAUGAGGUCUGGUGUUUACACAUUCCGAGCGAGUGGCAGUGUGUACCGCAACGUGCAUUCGUUCGGGCCAGGCUCUCGUCCAGAACAUCUGCAGCUGUACUUCUACGACGAUGACCCCAGCCUGACCCACCGGAAGGAAGCCACCGCGCAACUGGACCAAGAGGUUGUCCAUAAUUUGGUAAACAUCAUGAAAGGAAACCCCUACUCCGAGCAGCUUAGGAGUAUGGGGGCCCAUAGGGACGAACUCGAGGAUUACCGGAUAGAAUUGAACACCGACCAGAAGCUGGACCAACGGAGAUACAAUCUGCCUGUCUCAUCGGAGGUGGCUGCCAUCUGGGUCGAGGGCAGUGAUCUGACAAAUAGGUUCAAGCGUAGCAUUACCCUCUGUGGGAACAACAAUGAGAGGUAUAGCAUACAAGCCACACAUGGGUGCUAUGACCCGCUCUCGUAUCCCCUCUUCUUCCCGAAGGGGGAACUUGGUUGGCAUCCGAAUCUCCCUAAACUUGAUGUGCCGUGGCAUGUUGCGCAACUACCAAGACGGGGCCGUAAUGAUGAUUCAGAGGGGGGUGGUCGUUUAUGCGUCUCCGUCAGGGACUACUAUUGUUAUAGGCUACAAACACGUCCCGCCAUAUUCAACCCCAUACUGCAUGGAGGGCGCCUGUUCCAACAGUGGGCGGUUGACAUGUACAUAAAGAUUGAGGGAUGCAGGUUAGCAUGGAUCAGGAACCACCAGCCAGAGAUACGUGCUGACUUAUACAAAGGCAUUGUUGAUAGCAUCACGGCCGGGGAGACAAGAGCGAGCGCUGUUGGCACUAGGACAGUUCUCCCGUGGUCGUUCCAAGGGGGCAACAGAGACAUGAAGAAGAGGCAUAUGGAUGCCAUGGCAUUGGUGCAGACGUACGGCAAGCCUGAUAUCUUCCUGACGAUGACCUGCAACCCAAACUGGCAGGAGAUACUGGAUGAGCUGCUUCCAGGACAAACCCCGCAGGACCGACCUGAUCUUGUGGCUAGAGUAUUUAGGGCCAAGCUGGAGACGAUGAAAGAUAUGCUAACCAAGAACCAUAUCCUGGGUGUUGUGAAGGCGUAUGUCUAUGUGGUAGAGUUCCAGAAGAGAGGCCUCCCACAUGCCCAUUUCCUGUUGAUCAUGGAUUCAACAUAUAAGCUUGUUGUGCCAGAACAGUACGACCGUGUCAUAUCCGCUGAGCUCCCAGACAAGCAUAAGUACCCGGAGCUCUACGCCAUGGUUGUGAAGCAUAUGAUGCACGGCCCAUGCGGUGUCCUGAAGCCCAACAAUGUGUGCAUGCAAGAUGGUACGUGCAAGUGCAGGUACCCACGGGAGUUCAAUGAGACCACCGUACAGGGGAAGGACUCCUAUCCCGUUUAUCGGAGACGGCAAGACGGUCAUUCAGCUAAGGUCCGCGGUCAGAUGUUGGACAAUAGAUGGGUUGUGCCAUACAACCCUUACCUUCUGCGGAUGUUCAACUGCCACAUCAACGUGGAGGUUUGCUCCAGCAUAAAGGCCGUCAAGUACCUAUAUAAGUACAUAUACAAGGGUCACGAUCAAACCUCGUUCAAUAUAGACCAACCUGAUGCCAAUGGUAACAUAGACGAGAUCAAGAGAUUCAUUGAUGCAAGGUGGAUUACUCCACCGGAGGCGAUGUGGAGGAUAUUCGGCUUCACCCUAUGUGAGAACCACCCAGCAGUCCUACAGUUACAACUGCAUAUGCCGAAUAUGCACAUGGUCACAUUCAAAGCAGGAGAGAGCCUGGAUGAUGUCCUCGCCCGUGAUAACGCAUCGAAGUCUAUGCUGACGGAGUAUUUCGCGGCUAACCGGGAGCACGAGUGGGCUCGAGAUAUUCUGUACAAGGACUUCCCAGGAUGGUUCACAUGGCAACAAACAAAAUAUUGGAAGCCAAGAGAAAAGAGCUUUCAAGUGGGCCGAAUUGUGUCAGCCAAUCCUGCUGAGGGGGAGCGGUACUUUCUAAGGGUGCUUCUAAACCAUGUACCAGGCUCGCAGUCCUUCGAAGAUCUAAAAACUGUGGACGGUGUGCUAUGUGAUUCCUUUCGUGUGGCUGCCGAGAGGAGGGGUCUCAUCGAGGCCGACAACACGCUCGACGAGUGCCUUACGGAGUCAGAGCAGUGGGCCAUGCCAGUCUCGCUGAGGAGGCUCUUUGCAACGAUAUUGGUAUUUUGCGAGCCAGGUGACGUGCGCGGUCUUUGGGAUAGACACGUGGAGGCGAUGUCUGAUGACUUCAGGCGACGUCUCAUGUGCCCAAUCGCGGUGGAGCAGGAGGUGUUGCUUGAUAUCAGGGGCAUGCUGGAGUCCAUGGGUGGAGGCGGUGAUUCCAGGGCAGUGUACCAUCGCACAGAGUCGACUACAUCAUACACGAAGGAGUUCUGCUUCCGCAGCGUGCUGCUCGAAUCCGCUUCCUUCUGCUGCUCAAGGAGAUGGGAGACUGUGGAGAGUUCACUAUGAUGGCAACCCCCGAGGGAAGGUGAUGACGACCUUUUUGGUGACCAGCUGGCGACCCUGACGACUUCACUUGGACUUCCACCACCUGAGUUCAGGGGAAAGCAACUACCACCCACGGCACCUGGAGAUCAUCGUUGGAUCAUAGAGGGAAAUGUGAGGGGCCGACUUGUCAGGACAGAGACACAAGAUAUAGUCUUCUACAAGAUGAGCCCCAAUUGGGAGAUUGGCGUAGAGAUGGCCAUGCAAGAGGCACUGGCCCGCACUGUGCAGACUUACCAACAUGAGAUGUCUCAGGGUUCUUCUUUUUAUGCCUUUGGGAGGCGCUUUGAGGAUGGGACAGCCAACAGGACUGCUGGAGAUCGUGUAGGUAUGGAUUACAGGGUUAUCCAGAUGGAGGACUUGGAGUGCCACAUCGUCAACUUAGAGGAAAGCCUUACUGCUGAAAUGAGAAAGAAUGAGAAUUUGAGGGUUACCAUAGAGAAGCUGAAGCGGGGAAAUACAGAGUUGACCAUGGAGCUCUGUGAUAUGGAUGACAAGCUGAUUGCGAGAGAUACUGAGAUCACUGAACUGAAGAAUGCAAUGACGCCUAAGGAGACCCCAGCAGUCCCACAUGACCAGGAUACGCAGAAUGAAGAAGAAGAUCCAGAGGAGCGCAUUGCUUUUAUGCCAAAUGGAGAGGAGUUAGAGAUCGUCUCUGAGGAGGAGGAUACUCCCACGGGGAACACUCCACCCCAUCAACGUAGGACCAUAAGCACCAGGACCUACCAUGCUCUUCUCAACAAGUGAUUAGAUUGAUCGACCACCAUUUGCGUCUUAGUGAAUUUGUUACACAAGUUGAACCUUACUUCUUAGGACCAUUUUGUAAUGUUAAAAUGUAAGAGUUCCAAACAGAUUUAAUAUAUGUGCAUUUGAAGUGAUGCCAAUUAAUGUCAUUAUUUAUUCUAGCUA
This is a messenger RNA of Lolium perenne, 4215 nucleotides long. RefSeq lists its product as uncharacterized. The record is from RefSeq and is a predicted model, not a curated record. NCBI's taxonomy places the organism in Eukaryota, Viridiplantae, Streptophyta, Magnoliopsida, Poales, Poaceae.